Molecule: messenger RNA, 1263 nt
Organism: Colletotrichum chrysophilum
Lineage: Eukaryota; Fungi; Ascomycota; Sordariomycetes; Glomerellales; Glomerellaceae
Exons: 3
Coding region: 1-1263 (420 amino acids)
Biological process (GO): pectin catabolic process
Cellular component (GO): extracellular region
Molecular function (GO): polygalacturonase activity
Source: RefSeq, a predicted model, not a curated record
AUGCAAAAUACCUUGUUGCAACUCUCGUUCCUUGCCUCUGUGGCCUCUGGCUACUGGCUGCCGGAAACUUUGGGCAAGGACCAAUUCAAGACCUGUGUUGUGCCCAAGACCACAGGCGACGCCUCUCCCACCAUUGCCUCGACCGUCAAGUCUUGUGGCAGUAACUCCCGCGUGGUAUUCAGCGCCGGCACCGAAUACACUUUGCUUACUCCUUUGAAGUUCUCCGGUCUGACGAACGUUGAGUUGUCAGUCGAGGGCAACCUCACACUCUCAGACGACCCCGCUGUGGUUUCAGCGGUUGUUGGCAACAGAACAGCGUACCCCGGUCACUGGAUCACCAUUGCCAACAGCAAGGGUGUCACCAUCACUGGUGCCCCUGGCGGGGGCUACUUCAACGGCCAUGGUGACAAGUGGUGGUCCAACAAGAAUGACAGCAGCGACAAUGGCCGCCCUCACUUCUUCUCAUUUGGUGUCACUGGACUUCGUUUGCGCCGCAUCAAGGUCAUCAACCCCGUCGCCUGGGUUUUCUCCAUGGGCGGACAGGAUGUUUACAUGACGGACACCUUGCUUGACGCCCGAUCCACCAUCGGCUUCCCGUUCAACACCGAUGGUAUCGAUGUUAGCGCUUCUGACGUUGUCAUUGACGGAUGGACAAGUUGGAACGGCGACGACAUCAUCAACGUCUCCCCGCCGGCUGUUAACGUCACCAUGCGCAACAUCAAGGCCUAUGGAACCCACGGCAUUUCCGUUUCCUGUGCUUCGGGAAGCGGGAGCCAGUACCUCUUCGAGAACGCUGAAAUCCACGAUUCGCUUCUCGGAGCCCGCUUCAAGGGCUCAGUCGGCACCACCUGCAACAUCUCCGACGUCACCUGGCGCAACAUGACCAUCAUCAACACCAGCUACCCCAUUCACUUCAUCGAGGACUACGUCGACCAGGAGAAGGGCGCUGCUGGGAAGGACGCUUCUCUCGCCGCGUACGCUAAGAACUUUCGCUGGGAGAGCAUCACUGCCCACACCAGCAGCACCCUGAAGGACGGCAGCUGCGUGGGUAGCCCGUGCUGGAGCUCGACUCUUGAGGAAACUACCAAGAAGUCGAUGUACAUCAUCUGCAAGGAUGCGGCCCAUUGCCAGGACUUCCACUUCUCGGAUAUUACCCUCGUUGCUGCUGAUGGCAGUGCAGGCGAAAUGGAAUGUGUUGGGCUGGAGAACGACAAGACCCUUGGCAUUCCUUGCACUAACGGCACUCUCACCGCAUCGAAAUAG